AUGAAGCCGCUUAUGAUUAAAAGUUUAGCCAUCGAGAAUGACCUUCGAAGUGUAAAACUUUGGUCCAGGUCGGAAUGUCGUCUCUGGACGAUAAACUUGUUUUUGGGUACUUGUGUUUUAUAUGCCGCCCGAGUCGCACUUCCACUGUGCACAGCAGCAGUAGCUGUGGAAUUCAGAUGGAACAAGAAUGAUUCGGGGACAGUGUUGUCAUGCUUCUUCUGGGGUUAUGCAUGUACGCAACUUUUUGCCGGUGCUUUCGCCGACAGAAUCGGUGGUGAACGGAUUUUAUGUGUUACAACCUUUCUCUGGGCUGUUCUGACAUAUCUUACUCCAAAACUUUUUGAAUUUGCAUAUUUAUCAACUCCUAAUCCCUUGUAUUUGGUAGUCUUAGUGCGAGUUUUGUUUGGCAUUACUCAGGGUUUUCAUAUGCCAUCUUUGGCAUCAAUAACGUCAAGACAUUUAUCACACAGUGACAAAGGACGAGUCUUCGGUAUUUGCUCGGCCGGCUCUCAUCUCGGAACAGUUAUCGCUGCAGUUUUUGGGUCAUUUUUAUUGGACGCUUUUGGAUGGAGAACUUUAUUCCAUUUUAUGGGCACCAUUUCAUUGUUAUGGUGGGCUUCUUUCCGUUGGCUGGCUUCGUCACAAACUGUACAUCGAACUUGGUCUCUGUCACCAGAGAAGGGGAUUGAAAAAGAUAAGGAAUCUGCCGUGAACGAGAACCUCAAAAUUCCGUUGAGGACUCCAAUUUCUGGACGAGAAUCGAGCAGCAAAGUACCUUGGGGAAUUCUUUUAAGAAAUCCGGCUUUUUGGGGAGCAGUGGUUGCACAGUACUGUGGGGCAAAUGCAUAUUAUACGAUGUUCAGUUGGUUACCGUCAUAUUUUGCUGAUACUUUUCCGACAGCAGUAGGGAUGGUAUAUAACGUUGUUCCAUCUGUAUCCAUUGUUAUCACAUCUUUUUGUGCACCAUUCCUGGCAUCCCACCUCACGACACAACUUCAGUCUUUGACGAAUACUAGGAAAAUUAUGGAAGCAUUGUCGCUGCUUGGGAUGGCCGUUUCGCUCACUUUAGCCUCUUUUUCUGAUCAUUUUUACUCAUCUUUGGUAUUAUUCACUAUAGCUAUGGGAGCAAGGGGUUUUCAUCACGGCGGCGUCUCGGUGAACCCCUGUGAUUUUGCUCCUUAUCAUACGGGAACAGUUUUUGGUAUAUUUAAUGCAUUUGCUUCUGUAACGGGCUUUCUCGGUGUCUACAUAGCUGGAUGUAUACUACACGAGACUGGUAAUAAUUGGGCUUACGUUUUUACACUUUCAGCCAUACAGUGUGUUGCUGGCGCUGCAGUUUAUGCCUACCUUGGUACUGGUCUGAGAAUCAUAUGA
Molecule: messenger RNA, 1374 nt
Organism: Enterobius vermicularis (human pinworm)
Lineage: Eukaryota; Metazoa; Nematoda; Chromadorea; Rhabditida; Oxyuridae
Source: the annotation of a GenBank genome assembly